Colletotrichum orchidophilum is the source of this 261-nucleotide messenger RNA. RefSeq lists its product as uncharacterized. The transcript has a single exon. The coding region runs from base 1 to 261 and encodes 86 amino acids. The record is from RefSeq and is a predicted model, not a curated record. Lineage: Eukaryota; Fungi; Ascomycota; Sordariomycetes; Glomerellales; Glomerellaceae.
AUGACAAUGAGACUUGCGAAUACGAAACCGGUAACGUCCUUUCGCUCGUUUACCUGCAAACCUCACUCGAUGAACCUUGGUUCGGACUCUUUCGUCAGUCCGCUUGGCCAAAGCCCUCACACUCUUCGCUCCUCACCCCGCGUUUUCAUUUUCUCCAGGCCAUUGUCCCGCGGCAGCGCUAAUAUACGCCCUUCGGAUCGAAUCCUUUUCGUCCCGUUUAUCGGCGCAGGGGUGAUGGGGGGGGGGGAAGACAAGACGUGA